AAAAGCACUGUGGCCACCAAGGCAAAUGUGAAAUAGGCCUUUACUGCUAUCCAGGAAUAAACCUGCCGUCGUGGAUCUUAGGGUAUAUUUUGUAUUCCUAGCAUUUAUAAUGGAAUGGACAAUCACAGGAUGACAAGCAUAUUUUUUCCUGCUGAUGAAUACAGCAGCAGUUGUGCUUCCUGGGGGCAUGGCCUACGUCGGCAUUUUCCUGUUGUUCACACCUCAUGUAAAAUACACAGUGGCACCAGAGGAGGUACCACAGUGGAGUAUAAGGAUUUCAGAGAAGUGAGCAAGCACGUGCAAACCUCCCACAAGCACUGAGGAACUUUCUCACCAGUCAGGAAAAGCUUUUGCCUCAGUUCAGCAGGUUGUUCUGAGAUGUUGUGCAGGCCCCAUCCAUGGAGGUGUUCAGAACCUAACUAGACAAAGACCUGAACAACCUGUUCUGGUGUCACAGCUGGCUCUGCCUGAGCAGGAGGUCAAACUCGGCAUACUGAGGUCCCUUGCUGCCUGAUUCGUCCUCUGUAUCCCGGUGAACUUAGUAACAGUUUUCUUUUGCUGUGUGAGGGGGAUCUGCUGGGGCUCGUUGGUUCUUGCAGCUGUCAUUGCGGCUGUGUGAUGCAGGGCAGGUUUAAGUGCCCUGGCACGGGUGGCUGUAGGAGCAUGCGGGAUGCUGCCGUUCCCACGUCUCCCUUCAGGACCUUGGCGUUACUGCAGUGACAAACCGUGUGCACGGAGAGGAAGUAUAAUAAAUAAAUUGUACCUGCGGUACAGAACCCAACAGCAGAGCAAAUGUGAGGAUUUUUGGGGACAGUUCAUCCUUCAGUCGCCGCUUCCUCACUUUGCUUUUCGGGGCGGUAGCGAGUUCCAGCACUUGUGGUUAUCCGGGAGCGCCGCUGAGGGGCAGGGAACGGGAGCGCAGGGACUUGCAGCUCCUCCGCCUGCCUUGUAGGAAAGACAGCCCAGUGUGUGCUUAGAUUCUCUUACGCUGUGCUCUUUGCACUCAUAGGAAAGUAUUUUCAGUGUGCAGACUUCUGGUGCUUUUUAAAAUACGUUUAUACAUGUUAUAUGUGGGUAAAUGGAAAGGUUAUAUCUCAGUUUCUAGUCAAUACCAGAAGGUUUAAAAAUUUGAUGCUGUUGGUGUCAGUGAUACCUUUUGUCAUCACUGACUUGCUUGGCCAGAAAUAAUAUUGAACGUUUUCAUCUAGCUUUAAUCUUUUCCCUUGCUGUGAAAGACUAAAAGGCAGCACUGAUUUUCAUCCUACUUUGCUGCCAACAAGAUCUUUAAAAGUCAUGUUAUGACUACAUUUUCUAGCUCAGGCAACUAUAAAAAUAUAAAAUAAAUUUUAGCAAAAUCUAAGAGGAUUUUAUCUUUUUAUAAAAAAUUGUUUAAAAAUCUAUGUUUUAUUAGAAUCCUUCAAGUUCCAGCUGCCUAUUCACCUAUUGAUCCAGAUGCACCACCAGCCAUAUCCACUUACUUCAUGAAGAAGAGCAAUCUUCAGUAUAUUCUUGUUGAGAAUGACAAAAUAAAUAAAUUCCGGAUGUCCCAUGCUGACUGUUUUUACCACAAUUCCUCCGCCAUAGAACAUACUGGUUUAACUCUCUUCCAAGUGAACUCAAGCAACACUGAUUUCAGCUCAGAAGUAGACAAUAUGAAAAGUAAAUCUGAACCUUUCAAAGCUGUGGAUAACUCACAGCCAGGAUAUGCCUUUGGCCCAGAUCAAACCAAAGUAAAAGCAGCAGAAGCAGGAUACAUGGACACUGGCCAGAAAGACACUUUAGCAUAUGUCUUGCAUACAUCAGGAACUACAGGGAUCCCCAAAAUAGUCAGAGUACCUCAUAAAUGCAUAGUGCCUAAUAUUCAGCAUCUUAAAUCCAUAUUUGAGAUCACACCAGAUGAUGUGCUAUUCCUGGCUUCUCCUCUCACAUUUGACCCAUCUGUGGUUGAACUGUUCAUGGCUCUGACAAGUGGAGCCUCUAUUCUUGUCGUACCAAACACCAUUAAAAUGAUGCCCAUGGAGCUCUCUGCUGCUCUGUUUCACCACCACCAUGUGACAGUGUUGCAGGCAACACCAACACUUCUCAGGAGGUUUGGAGCUCACAUUAUUAAAUCAAGAGUGUUGUCUGCAAAUACUUCACUUCGUGUCUUAGCCCUUGGUGGUGAAGCAUUUCCUGUACUGAGUCUCUUGAAAAGUUGGAAGCACAAGGAGAACAAAACAAGUAUUUUUAAUCUCUAUGGUAUAACUGAAGUGUCAAGCUGGGCCACUUGCUACAAGAUUCCUGAGGAGGUUUUUAGUGCUGAUUUUAGAAUGGAUUUUCCUGUACCUUUGGGAUCACCGCUUCUUGGAACAAAACUUGAGGUCAGAGAUGCCAAUGGAUCUGCAGUUCUUGAAGGCGAGGGACAAAUAUUGAUAGGUGGUGAAGAACGAAUCUGCUUUCUUGAUGACGAAAUAACUGUGCCACUGGGUACAAUGAGAGAAACAGGGGAUUUUGUAAGAGUGGAGAAUGCAAAGUUGUUCUUCUUGGGUCGGAAAGACAAUCAGAUUAAACGUCAUGGCAAACGUUUUAAUAUUGAAUAUCUGCAGCAGGUUGCUGAAGAUCUUUGCCAGGUAGAAGCUUGUGCAGUUACCUGGUAUCAACAGGAAAAACUUAUCCUGUUUGUUUUACCCAAAGAUGAUUUUGAAGAGAGAGAAACACUUAAAGAACUCCAGAUGCGUUUACCAGCUUAUGCAGUCCCUGAUGAGAUUGUAGAGAUUAAAGCUUUGCCUUUAACAUCACAUGGCAAAGUUGAUAUAUCUGAACUCAACAAGAUUUACCAGAACCAUCUAAACUCCAGAAGGCGUGACAGUAAGCUGAGUGACGCAGAGGAAUUGUGGGAAAGAUUGCAGUAUUUAUGGAAGUCUGUCCUUGGUCUUCCAUGUGAUUCCACUGGAAUUUCUAAAGAUGCAGUAUUUCUGUACAGCGGUGGAGACUCCCUGAAGGCACUACGAUUUUAUGAAGAAAUUGAGAUGUUAGUAGGCAAUGCUGUGCCUGGACUCCUUGAAGUUAUUCUCAGCCACUCAAUUGAAGAGGUUUACAGACAUAUUAUUAAAAUGCUGUUUCCAGAUGAAGAACAAUUAAUGAAUUCUGACAAUGUUGUGAAAAGAAAAUUAAGGGGGAGCAGUGGAGAGGAAUUCCAUGGAAAAUAUAUUAAACUGACAUCUGAAAGAGGUCUUGAGAUUGCUUCAGGAUUAAUUCCAUUUAUUGCACUGAGCAGAGGAAAUAAUUUUUUCCCUAUGAAUUUCACCAAGUCUUGUAUGCAGCCCAAAAAUACAGUAUGGGUAGGAGUGGAACCACUACAGCAGCCAUCCUUCCUGCAUUCCAAGGCUCCAGGUGUAAUGAAAAGCCAUGUGCAAAGGUCUGAAAUGGAGAACAGAAUUUUAACACUUGAAAACAAGGCAAAUAAAAAUGGCCAUUCCUCUGUUCAGCAGAACCAUACAGAAUGUAGUCAUUCAUCAGUGGCAGAGUUGGCCAUGUGUGUGAGGUGGAAGUCAAACACAAGAAAAUGUGUUGAUGCAUCGCCACUGGUUGUAAUACCAGCUAAAGAAGGAGUAUCUGCAUCUGUGUAUGUUGGCUCUCACUCCCAUGCAAUGCAGGCAAUUGAUCUAGAUUUGGGAGAAAUAAAAUGGGAGAAGACCCUUGGAGAUCGUAUUGAAUCUUCUGCCUGUGUAUCCAAGUGUGGAAAUUUCAUUGUUGUUGGUUGUUAUGAUGGCUUAGUGUAUGUGCUCCAGAGCAGUGAUGGAGAAAUACACUGGACUUUUGUCACAGAAGACACUGUGAAAAGCUCUGCAGUUGUAGACCCUUCCAGUGGACUGAUCUACAUUGGAUCACAUGACCAACACGUGUAUGCUUUGGAUAUUUAUAAAAAGGUGUGUGUAUGGAAGUUACAUUGCGAAGGUGGAGCUGUGUUUUCAUCUCCUUGUCUAAGUUCUUUUCCACAUCAUCUCUAUGUUGCUACAUUAGGAGGACUGUUUUUGGCUGUUAACCCAGUGACAGGGAGUAAGAUUUGGAAAAGCAACCUUGGAAAACCACUCUUCUCCUCUCCUCACUGCAAUGAGAACUACAUCUAUGUUGGGUGUGUGGAUGGAAACUUACAUUGUUAUACUCAUUCUGGAGAAAAGGUUUGGCAAUUUUCCACUAAUGGGCCAGUGUUUUCAUCUCCGUGCCUCUCAAGUUUAACUAAGCAAGAAAUAUUUUUUGGCUCUCACGACUGCUUUAUCUACUGCUGUAACAUGGAGGGUAAUUUACUGUGGAAAUUUGAAGCCACUUCAAGUGUAUAUGGAACACCAUUCAUUUUCCAAAGUGAUGACUUAAAUAACAAAAUUCUCUUGGCAGCAGUAUCUACAGAUGGCAAAGUGUGGAUCCUGAAUGCCAAGAGUGGAACAGCAGAAGGAGCAGAUAAGCUUCCAGGCGAGGUUUUCUCCUCGCCUGUAGUAUGGGGAUCAAAGCUUGUUGUUGGCUGUAGAAAUGAUUAUGUUUAUUGUCUAGAUCUGUAUAUAGCAGGAAAAAAUAACAACUAA
Molecule: messenger RNA, 4559 nt
Organism: Pseudopodoces humilis (Tibetan ground-tit)
Lineage: Eukaryota; Metazoa; Chordata; Aves; Passeriformes; Paridae
Source: RefSeq, a predicted model, not a curated record